This is a messenger RNA of Podarcis lilfordi (Lilford's wall lizard), 15107 nucleotides long. NCBI's taxonomy places the organism in Eukaryota, Metazoa, Chordata, Lepidosauria, Squamata, Lacertidae. The record is from the annotation of a GenBank genome assembly.
AUGGGAGCCGCGGCGGCGGCGUGCAAAAUGGCGGCGCCCACGCGACCCAGAUCCAAGAUGGCGCCGCCCACGGGUGGAAGGAGGAGCCCGGUUCCCAAGAUGGCCGCCCUCCUAGCUCCGAGCUGCUGGCGAGCCGGCUCCAAGAUGGCCGCCCUCAGAAGCGUCCGGCUGGCCCUGGGAGGCGUCCGGUUUUACAACGCUCGGCCGCUGAGGCGGCGGCUCGGAGGGGUUUACCGGCCGGAUCCCGAGAACCCUCGCACGCCGCCCUGGCAGCUGACGGCCGCCUACGAAGCGAAGGUGUACGGGCGCCACGGAUCAGCCUCCGGGGUCGACCCGGCCGGACUCUGGCCCAGCCCGGAGAAGCUCCGGGAGAUGGAGGCCGAGGAGAAGGCCUGGUACCCGUCUCUGAGGGAGAUGCAGGAGCGGCUGGACGCCAAGGAGCAGAGAGCCGAAGCCAAGCGGCGGGCGAGGUGAGAGGGGCUGCGGCCAAGGGCGCCCUGCUCCCCCCGGGUGGGGUCGGAUAAUAUGGAUAAUAUCGCUUAAGCCUUAAGGGAUGGAAAUAGUUCUAUCAACGAUUGGUUUAAUUGAUUCAUGCGACUUUUUAAAAAUAAUCUUUAUUGCAUAUUAAACAUUUUCAAACAUAUAUUAAACAUUACAUCCAAAGCUUCAAAACUAAAAAGAAAAAAUACAGAAAGAGUAAAAAUAUGAAAAAAGAAAAAAGAAAUUGAUCAAGUACGCAAAGUUAUUCAAAGGAUACAAACGGAAAUUUGAUUACAGUAUUCUAUACUCCCAAGUUUCCAGAAAGAAAUUACAUUUAUACUCCAUCUUUUCUUUCUUUCUUUCUUUCUUUCUUUCUUUCUUUCUUUCUUUCUUUGCAGUCACUUUCUGCAAAGACGUGAUUCAUGCGACUUAUGCCAGGGUGUUUUUGCUUGUUUGUUCUUUUUUAUUACGUUAUUGUUCUUUUUCUAUAAUUUUUAUUAAAUUUUCUGUUUUACAUUUCAGAAUGUUCAUUUAAACAACCUUAAAAUAUCACUGACUUCCCUUCCUCUCUUUCCAUGGUUCAUUUUACAAAACACAAAUCCCUGCAUAUUUUAUAUAAACUAAACCAUUCGGUAUUCCAUUAUUAACAUCUAUCAACACUUAUUUAUGCUGCUGAAUUUAUCUUAAGGCUGCCCACGUUUUCAAAUAAACACAGCUUUCCUCCAUAUAUCCUGUUACGUUAUUGCUCUUUGUUGCUUUGUAAAAGCCGCUUUGGGAUUCAUUUGGGUGAAAAGCGGCGUGGAAAUGGAAUAAAUCAAAACCAGCAAGCCGCCUGCGAGGGUUGGACUAGAUGACCCUUGGGGUCCCCUCCCAAGUCUGCAAUUAUAGGAUUCUGUGAAACUUUGGCAGGAUAGCAAUAGAACAAGUAGAUGUGUUUGUAUUUUCACAUAUGAGAGAGUAGGAGGGAGAAGAUGGGUCAUAUAGGACAGCUUGUAUUAUAUAUCCCGUCACCAGAAUUGGUGAAACCGUGAGAGAGGGCAGUGCAAAAAAAUGCAAAAGUACAGGUGACAGCACACAUACUACAAAAACUAUUGUAUAUAUACAAUAGAGGGAAAGGAGAAGGAGAGAGCUUCACAAUUUUUAUCAUACUUAGGGUUGCCAUAUUCCCCAAAGUGAAAAUCAGGACAAAAUUGUUGAGCUUGCUUUGGGGGGGGGGCAUCAAAGUUUUCAAAGUUGGGUGCCAUUUCACUGACUGAAAAUCCAGACAUAUGGCAGCCCAAUUGUGUAUUAUCUUCUUCCAAAAAGAUUGCAGGAAGCUGGGUAUAUUAGCGCUAUCGCUAAAGUAUCCUCCAGGUUAGUAAAGCUGACGCAAAUGGAAGUUAGCCCAGGAGGUUGUCUCAAACUUAUGUGGCUAGACUAGAGAGCAAUAGGUAAGAUUUGAUAUUGUAACACGCAUGGGAAUAAUAUGAAAUGUGCCUUCUAAGAACCGGUUGUUGUAGGUAAGAAGAGGAACAGUAUAUCCUUAUUUACACAGGGCACCGCUGCUUACCUUUCUGCAAGGUGUCUUGGCAGUCAGUAAACAAAAAUGUCCUUUUGGAAAGACAUGAAUUGUACUCUCAGGAUAUGGGUCUCUGUGGUUUCUCGCAAUGAUAGACAACAGGAAAUCUGAUGUGGAAGGUACCACCCAGACCACCUUUUAACUGCAAGGUGACACCAGCCUUCUGCCUGCCUGCUCCCAGUCCAGACCACACUGUGUCAAAAGCGGAGACAAAGGGCAUUGCAAAAGACAAGACUCUCAAAGUAUGCUGGGCCAGAUAUAUUGUUGGUGUAGCCUUCAGCUGGUGGUAAUUUUCCUUUCUGAAUUCAAUUCUGAGGACAUUUAGAAGGAAAAGAUUGAUUUCCCCCCCUCGGUUGUUUCCCUAAUUAUGCAGGUGACUUGUAGGCAGGCUUCAACAACUACACUUGCCCUAGCAAAUAUGGCAUGGUCGCCUCUUGAGCGCUGAGCAACAAGCCUUCCUCCCAACUUUGGGAUCAUCCUGGCAGCUUCAUGGCAAGUCCUAUCCCUUACUAAAGUUGAAAGGGAGGCUGGGGGUGCUAGGCCCUUGCAGCACCUUGGUCCUAUAAGGGUUAACCCAACAAGCUUGGGUUUUCAGCUUAGUGGCAAGAGCUUCUGUGGCCACACUCUGAGCUUGGCAUAGCAGCUCUGACACCAUAGCUGACUGAAGUCAGAAUACUCCCUGCCAGUCUGCAUGAAGGGUAGAGGGAGCUUCCUUUGCUGUUGGGUAAAGGUAAAGGGACCCCUGACCAUUAGGUCCAGUCGUGACCGACUCUGGGGUUGCGGCGCUCAUCUCACUUUAUUGGCCGAGGGAGCCGGCGUACAGCUUCUGGGUCAUGUGGCCAGCAUGACUAAGCCGCUUUUGGCGAACCAGAGCAGCGCAUGGAAACGCCGUUUACCUUCCUGCUGGAGCAGCACCUAUUUAUCUACGGUACUUGCACUUCGUGCUUUCGAACUGCUAGGUUGGCAGGAGCAGGGACCAAGCAAUGGGAGCUCACCCCGUCACAGGGAUUCGAACCCCCGACCUUCUGAUCGGCAAGUCCUAGGCUCUGGUUUAACCCACAGCACCACCCGCGUCCCUUUGCUGUUGGGUAGAGGCACUUUUUUCCAUCAAGCCAGCAGAGGGGAAGUCUCUGAUGACCACAGUUUUUGUCUUCGCUUGCAACGCUGGCCAAAAAUUGUAGACCCUUGUUUUUAGGCUGGUUCCACAUUUUCACUCACUGUGAUCAGUAUGCUGCUGCCCUCUGGUGAGCAUUGUGAGUCUUAGCUGCUGCUACCUUGACCUUGGGGAAGGAGGUGGGAAUUGUCCUCACAGUGGCCGCAAGAUGAUCUCCUCUACUCCAAGGCUGAGGUCCUUUGGGCGCUGAAUUGCCAAUCCACUUGGGGCAUCUGGCCAAUGCAGGUUGAAACAGAGAACAACUUACGUACCUUCCUUUCCAUUGGAGGCCUGAGGCCAAGGAACAUCAUCUUGGUGAUUACCAGGGCCAGUCAAAAUUAAGGACAUCUGCUGGCGUAAUUCUCUCCUCCAAAGGCAAACCUUUGGACCCAUUUGGGAUGGGAAUUGGAGGCUGUAUUUCAGUGGUUCUGUUCCAGCAGGUGGACUGGUUCCAUAACAUGCUGGGGAACUGUUGCUCUUCCAUGGCACUGGUAGUAUGAAGUUCUGCCAGGGUUUAUAUCUCACCCUCCCCCAAAUUUGUGUUAUGCUUCUGAGCGAGGAUUUAGGACUGGCUGUCAUCCUUUUGACUGAAUCAGGUAGAAUAGCGGAAGUUCUGAAUAAGUAUCUAAUGUCAGUGGGUAAGGGCUAAAAAUUGACUCACAAUCCAGGUAAAUUAGAAGUCCCUUUGGUAGGUGGCUUGUCUGAACAGGGAGGUAACAGUCAACCUGUUCCACUCUUGGUUAAGGGCCAGUUUGCCCCAUGGAGCGCUGUUGUAUAUGGUGCUCACACUAAAUGCACAGGUGGCACAUGCGACGUAAUGCACGUUCACCUGGCACCACCUGCAGUCCCUCCCGGAUAGAGAGGCUGGCCACUAGUAACAAUUUAUGUUGCGUUUUAAGACUCCUCUGAAAUUUCAACUGGUGCAAAGAACACGACAGCUAGACUUCCUGGAAGCAGGGUCAGUCAGAAUCACUUUCAGUUAUUUUAAAACAGUGUCAGUGGAUUCUGGUUCAUUUCUGGGGUCAGCUCAAAAGUGCUUAUUUUAACCUAUAAGCCCUGUUAGGUUUGGGACCUGGGUAUUGAAACAACAGUAACAACAACCUUAUUAUUAAUAUAACAACAACAACAACAACAAUUAUAAAUUAUUAAUAAUAAUAAUAAUAAUAAUAAUUUUAUUGUCAAUGUACAACCUGUGUUGUACAUAAAUGUAUUAUUGUUUGUGUACAAACACUCAAUCUCAUUGCACUCUGUGUGCUUGUCGCACAACACAGCAACCCCGAAAGUCAGUUGCACUAUAUUAUUUUCCGUUCAGCAGCCUAACAGCCCACAGAUAGUAACUGUUUUUUAGCCUGUUGGUACGACUGAUUAUACUUCUAUAUCUCCUGCCUGAGGGUAGAAGAUUAAAGAGGUGCUGGCCUGGAUGUGAAUUGUCCCUGAGAAUUUUUCUCGCUCUCCUAAGGCAAGGAUCCCUUGCGAUGUCAUCUAGCAGGCUCAGGGGAUAGCCCAUGAUAUCAUGUGCUGUGUUCACCACCCUCUGUAAAGACUUUCUGUCCUUGGCUGUCAAGCCAACGUACCACACUGUGAUACAAUAUGAGAGGACACUUUCUAUUGUGGACCAGUAGAAGGAGGUCAUCAAUUGUUGUUUAACGUUCUUUCAUAAGACCCUGAGGAAAUGGAGUCUCUGUUGGGCCUUCCUAACCACCUGAGUUAUAUUGUUUUUCCACCUUCACUAAGGUAAACUCCCAGGAAUUUAAAGGAAGAGACUCUCUCCACACAACCCCCCUGAUAUACAACGGGGCUAGUUCCCCUCUCUUCCUCCAAAAGUCCAACACCAUCUCCUUUGCCUUGCUAAUAUUUAGGUGCAAGUUAUUCUCUAGGCACCGUGUAGAUACUUUUUGAACCUCCCCCCGUACGCUAAUUCAUCUCUGGCUGUAGUUAGACACAUUAUGGUAGUAUCAUCUGCAAACUUAAUAAUUGCAGUAAAUGGAUCAGGUAAAUAUUGCCCACACAUUAAGAUGAUCCUCAAGACAUUCUCCUCCAGUUGCCUCUUCCUUUGCACAUAUGGUGGCUGGGAAAGAGCCUUAUGUAUUGAGAUAUUCCAACUUUGUAAUGUUGUCCCAGGAUGGCUCACCUGGUGCUUACCUGGUGCUUACCUUGCGUGAGUUCAGUUGCUGGGUUUAAACUAUUCUAGUUGUCAGGGUUUUUUUAAUUUAAAAAAAAUAGUCACAUUGACAUACUUCUUGCUGUUGCUCCUGCUGCUUUAUUGUGCCUUUAUUACUGAGUUAUUUGUAUUUUCAUUUUUUAAACUUAAUGCUUUCAGAGUUUUUUUUUAUUGAAAUGUGAGGCUUGAGUCAUUUUAAAUCAAAGAAUGUGGCAUGUCUUGAACUAUUCAAAGGGAGUCUAUAUCUCUUUUUUCCAGCUUGUUGGGGAGUCUGCAGGUGUUUGAUCUUCUGUUUUUGCUCUCUUCACAGAGAGGAGCACAUUGCUUCCCAAAUGGCCAAGAUGCCAGAGAUGAUUGCAAACUGGUUGCGGGAAAAGGAGGAGCGCAAGUCCAAAGAGCGUGAAGAGAAGGAGCGGCGGCAGAUGCUGCUGGCUGAAGCCCGUGAGCGCUUUGGUUACAACCUGGAUCACCGCAGUGCUCAGUUCCAAGAGAUGGUGCAAGAGAUGGAGAAGGCUAGAAAGAAGGAAGCCAAGCUGCAGAAGAAGCAGCGGAGAGAGGAGGCUCUGGCCAAAAAGGCAAUGCAAAGCGCACCUGUUGCCUCACUCCCAGACAAAGAAGGGGAGGUGGUUGCAACAGAGGCAUCACAUCAGGUCACAUAGUCUGUUGGGGCUCUGGACUGUGCAUUGAGUUAACCUGGUGCAGAGGCCCAGCAAGCACAUCUCUUGCAACCCUUGAUCCUGCCUGAAGGUCAUUUCCCAACUCUCUGACCACCGAUGAGAGAAUAUUCAGGUGUUCUCUCCCUAUCCCUCCAAAAUGAUCACCAAAAAUGGAUUUGGAGUAGCAAAUACCUUUGCUGCUAAUGCUUCUGAAUUCCUUGUUGAUGGAUCCUGAGGGUGAUGAUGUCAAACUUUGACUUAUAUCUUUCCAGUGCAGUAAACUACCCUCACUUACUAGCUGGCUGGUGUGUUGCAUGCAGUUACAGACAAAUAAUUGUACGUGGUAUUUUUAACCUUGGUUUUCUUAUAUUUUAAAUUUAACAGACUAAUAACAGGAGAAAGAGCCCCAAACCUGCCAAGCCCACCAUGUUGUCUAUUUAUGUUUGUAUUUUGCCCUUCCUUCAAAGAGCACAGAGUGUUAUCCUUGCAACAAAGCUGGAGAGGUGGGCCAACCUGUGGUUUCUUCCAAGGCCACUCAGUGACCUUCGUGGCUAGGCAGGGACUUGAAACUCUGGGUCUUUGUUUAAACCCAAUUCCAGCUCUUGUGCCACUCUGUGUUUUGAUUUGUUGCUGUGUGUCCACAGUUUGAAGGGAGGCAAGAAAGUUGGUACUUCUUAUGGGGCAAACGUGUCCUGCUACAAGCACACACAAGCUUCAGUUGUCAAUAGAACAAGUGAAGUUAGGGCUUCUCCCCAUCUUAUUGUAGCAGCUACUUUAAAUAGCACUUGUGUGCUUAUUUAUAGUACCAGAAUAUUCAUGAGCAACAAGUCACAGUGAUUUUCUUCUUCCUUCAGUGUCUAAAACCAUAAAGCAGGCAGCAUUAUUUGAACAUAUGAAUAGGUGAUGUGAAACAUCAUGUAUUUCUGACAGCCCCAGCUUGCAAAUGAGCACUAAUAAUUUAUUAACUGCCUUGUUUGCAUGUUUUGACACCCAGUCACUCCAGACCCCAAUAAACAGCUUGUGGGAUUUGACAUUAUCAGCUGGGCCCUGCAGUGCUAUGAACUAUCAUCAAAUGUGCAAACUUAAUGCGUUCGGCUUCAUUUUGUGUCGGGUAAGUCUUGUUUCAAAUAGGAUCUGUUUAGCUCCCGAGCUCUUGUUGCAGAGUCCGCAACUGUACUCAGUUUGCUAUGUUUCGACAGGCAAGGAGCAAAUCCCACUCGGAACUUUUCGGUCAGACCUCUGCUGAAACCAGGGACAAUUUACAUGAACAGCUGGGAAAGGACUGAUAUGACUGCAAACCUCUGUCUGCAGAGAAGCAGAGGGUGUAUUGUCAUGUACAACUAUACAGUGGUACCUCGGGUUACAUACACUUCAGGUUACAGACUCCACUAACCCAGAAAUAGUGCUUCAGGUUAAGAACUUUGCUUCAGGAUAAGAACAGAAAUCUGGCUCCGGCGGCACAGCAGCAGGAGGAGGCCCCGUUAGUUAAAGUGGUGCUUCAGGUUAAGAACAGACUUCCUGAAUGAAUUAAGUACUUAACCCGAGGUACCACUGUAGUAGUAGCAUCAACGGUAUCCUGUAAAAAGAGGCAGUAGGCUGCCCUCUCCAAAGUGUUUAGCUGGGAAGGUCUAUAUGUUGGUCCCUUUUCCACAAUGGAAAGGCCAAGAGAUGUUUGUAGCAUGGUGAUUGCUUCCCUCUAGUGGAACAAUUGUAGAUUCAGAUCUAUCAGACUUCCAUUUUCGAAACAGCCUUCAUUGGGAGCUGAUCCCAAAUGAAUGAACAGAAAGCAGGGGAAAUGAAAGUGAUACAGGCCUUUUAAAACUACAACCCUAGCAUGCUUAGCUAGAGUAAGUCUUAAAGAACUUGGAGGAAAUUCAGAAGAGGUUCUAAUUUUUUAAAAGUUUCUUCCUAAAAGUCCUUCAGAACUUUAUAGGACAGCUAGAAUUUAAAGGGGGGACAGGUGCACAUAAGAUUAUCUAAAAGCACGUGGAGGGACACAUACAUAUGUUCAGCUCUGUCUCAGUUUUUCCAUGAAAGAUUUGAGCCGCUCUUCCACAGUGAUCACCAUGUGGCCAUCCAUAUACAGUUGUGAAGUAACCUCUAGCAUUUUCUUCUUUAUGUCGACCAGUUAAGCUGCUCCUCCUUUUUGAGGCUGAUAAAACAAAUGCCUUACCCUUUAACCCUGGAUUUUUGUUAAAUUAAAGCAAAACACCUUAUAUAAAUUAUUUUUAUUUUACAUACAUUUGUCAGAAUGAAUUAAUCACCCAGUGCUGGCACCAAAAUUUCUACAUAAAGUUUUAAAUCCCAAACUAGGUUAAUAAUUAUUUUUUAAAAAAACAACAAAAAAAUCUCCCACCCUUCCCCAUCCAGUUAGUAGUAGCGACAGGAUUUUGUAUGUGUCUGUUUUUCCUUACUUGAGGUGCACUCAAGCUUAAGAAGCCGCGGCGAGCUUCUCUUGCUAGUGAUUCUUUUUUUGGUUAGCAUUUUGCUUCAGUUGACUCCUGUGUGAUGUCUCUACUUUUAGCAUAUUUUCAUUUUUUUAACGUCAACUCUCAAAACAACAUACAGCCCCCCCAACUGAGUGCCCAUAGUGAAAGGCCCAAGUCAUAGGCCCACCAGUGUUAACUUAUCUACACACGAUCAUGCAAGAUGUGGGAAGCAUCUUAACUGCAAUGUGCAUGUAAUUAAUGAAAAGCAGGAAGGCAAUGCAAAAAUUCUUGUAAGGAAAGGGAUGGCAAGAGAUGAAACAUUUGACCCACUCUUGCAGAUUAAAAGUUUAGUUACGUGUUCAGUUGCAAACUUUGCAGGGCUCUCUCAAGCACAAAUCCAACCUAUGCUCCUGUGAGUAUGGGACAGAGUUGGUCACGGAUCACAUGGGGAAUUUGGGGGAAGUGCCACGUUCUGGACUAAGGUACAGAUCACAAGCUUGCCCAAAGAGAAGGGACAGAGACACAUGUGCGUGCAUGGUUUUUUUAAAAAAAGGAACACUAUAUCCUGUUUCUAUGGAGCACAGCACAUAAGGCAGAGAACAGCUAAGGCAAGGCCUGUCGUUCUAGACGUUUACUCUGCAACACAGAUGAGGUAGAGUUAAUUUCAUGCCAGUUCUCUUAGCAUCUGCUCUAAAAGUCUCACAAGGAUGACACUGUUUGCAACCCUUCUUUUGUUCUUAGCAGCACCCCUGCAUUUUCCAUGCGAUUAGGGUAUGGUGAAAUAGUUUAGCUGCUGCUAUAGCAUAAGCUUCAAUACAUUCACAUUCUAUCUCAGGGGUGGGCCUGUGCUGUUCCAAGUUAGAACAAGGCUCCCUACCACAAAGCACAGGACUGUUCUUUAUCCAGUUAGUAGCAUUUUAGAACCAUUUAAUCGUUGAGUUGAAAGGGACCGCUGAAGCUCAUCUCAUCCAACCCCCUGCAAGGCAGGAAUCUCAGCUAAAGCAUCCAUGACAGAUGGCCACCCAACCUCUGCUUAAAAGCCCUCAAGGAAGGCGAGUGCACCACCUCUUGUGGGCGUCUGUUCCACUGUCAAACAGCUCUUACUGUCAGAAAGUUCUUCCUGAUAUUUAAUCAGAAUCUCCUUUUUGUAACUUGAAUCCAUUAGUUCAAGUCCCAUCCCUCCAGAGCAGGAGAAAAGGAGCUUGCUGUAUUGAGCCUCAAUCUUCCUUAACCGGGCUCAUAAAUUGGGGUGUGCAGGUGCCCAAUCUUUUAUAAGUACAUAAAAGCAACCUGCAGGAUCAGGCCAGUGAUCCAGGAUCCUGUUCCCACAGUGGCCAAUCGGAUGCCUGUAGGAAACCCGCAAGCAGAAUUCAAGCACAAAAACACACUCCCCUCCUGUUAGUGAUGUGUUGCUACGUUUGAUUUAAUGCAUUCUCUCCAUGAAAGUAGGAGUGGAGCCAAUGAGAGUAGCAAGAGAGUAAGUUAGCAUGCCACUGCUUCCCUCCAUAGCAAAGAAUUUUCCACAAGAUCAGUCUGUAGAUGAAUGGUGACCAUGCAAAGAGGGUGCAUGAAGCUGUUGCCACUUUUAUGCUCUGCCUCCACGCAUGCAAAUUUAUUUUUUAAAAAAUAUUUUACCACGUGUGCUCAUGAUAUGAGCAACACUAAAUCAUGUGGAUCUAAUACUGAUCCUCUCACAUGGGUUUAACACACAUCUCUAAUAAGCAACCCUGAGUAAAAAGUAUGGCAGAAGAGUUCUGGGUAGACAGGGUUACCAAUGCAGAUGUGAUCUGCCCCCUUCUACAGAACCAAUAAGUGCUACCUACCAUAGAAAAAAUAAGAAUGCAAAGUGGUUGCGUUCUUAUUCCCCAUCUCGGUGAAUCCGUAGAACUCGUUACUAGAGGCCAAUUCAAUAACCACAUUGAAAGGAAGACAAUUUCAGAUGGUACGCCCAUCAGCUGCCUUUAACCAGGAUGAUCAGCAAUGAACAUAAACACAUGGGCAGCAGUGAAAUUUAAAUGAUAGAAGAGAUCGCAUUGCCCCGCAGCUGUUUCCAAAGUAUCACAGUCCAGUUAUUACUCAGAGGUGGUUUCACUUAAAAUAUUUACCCACCCUCGUGUAGGACAUGAAGGACUGGCUGUUACCCUGCUUCAAAAAACUGCUAAAAAUCACCUCCUUAUUCCUUUCCAACAUUUGAAAACUUUGUCCUUAAAUGGAGAACGAUCAUAUCAGUACCAAAAAGUUGUUUGCACUUUUGAAAACGAGAAGGCCACAGCAGAAUGUUGAGAUAAACCCAGUUUCUAGCCAAAGCUGGAAGUCUUUGCUAGGUGACUUAAACUUUCAGGUUCAACACCAAUGUGAAAUGAAAGGCCACCGGAUGCAGGCUCCAGGGUGCUGUGGCUUGCUGAGUUAAAGAUCAGGGACCAAGAAGGAAAGGGGAUUAGGAUUUGCCAACGAAACAGGAGAUAGUAAACCAAAAAAAGGAAGGUGGAGAGUACUACACCUUCAGGUUAUUUCCAAGUCUUGAUUUGAUUGUUGGAGGAGGGGGGAGACAUUAACCUUCAUUUGUAGGACCUUGAGAGAGGAGGCUGAUUAACGAAGAUGAGGUCCUCCUUUCAGCUUCAUUGAUUAGCAAGCAAUUAUUUCCCCAGCUACUUCCUGGUCUUGGAAGUCAAAAUUCUGAUGGGUAAAGCCUUGUCCAUUCCCACACACCAAGUAUCAAGCACUAGAUUGGUAGCCAAGCAGCACAACAGGUGACGACAACACAUUCCUUCCAAACACACCCACCCGAGGAAGGAGGGAUCAUCCCAAGACCUUGUACUUUGGCAGGUUCCCUCUUUGGUCUAGGUGCUCCUGAGAGCAACAGUUCACCUCCUCUUUCGAGAAAGAAGGCAGGAAACACACCAUUCCCUAGGAAGGGCUGUCUCCAACUGCACCAUUUUCUUCCUGGCAGGCCUUGAGUUUGGACAAUACAGCAUGUAUCCGGAAGAGAGUGCGUGACUCCAUUGAAUAAUUCUUGUAGUUGUUCCUGUAGGAAGAGGCAACCAGCAGGUGUUAUAUCCUGGGAUGUGUCUAUUCUACUCAUUGUAUUUAACAGCAUCCCAAGGUAUGUGCAUCUCAGUAGCCAACCAAUGAAAUGAUGGUAAUUUGGAUUAGGGAUCAUAUGGGAUCAAAGAUCUGGCUCAGUACAAAGCAGCUUCAUGUUACUAGUUCUAAGAUCUUAUUGCCCAGAAUGCAGUUUCAAUGGUUGGAUUGGAGGAAAGGAUGAGUGGCUGAACUGGCAACCUUUAUUCCUUAACCUCCAUGGGGUUAAUAAAUCUUACAGGAUUCCAUAUACAGGUGAAACUCAAAAAAUUAGAAUAUCGUGGAAAAGUUCAUUUAUUUCAGUAAUUCAACUUAAAAGGUGAAACUAAUAUACGAGAUAGAUUCAUGACAUGCAAAGUGAGAUAUGUCAAGCCUUUAUUUGUUAUACAGUGAUACCUCAGGUUAAGAACUUAAUUCGUUUGGAGGUCCGUUCUUAACCUGAAACUGGUUCUUAACCUGAAGCACCACUUUAGCUAAUGGGGCCUCCUGCUGCUGCUGCUGCUGCACCACCGGAGCACAAUUUCUGUUCUCAUCCUGAAGCAAAGUUCUUAACCUGAAGCACUAUUUCUCGGUUAGCAGAGUCUGUAAUCUGAGGUGUCUGUAACCUGAAGUGUAUGUAACCCGAGGUACCACUGUAGUUGUGAUGAUUAUGGCAUACAGCUGAUGAAAACCCCAAAUUAACAAUCUCAGAAAAUUAGAAUAUUGUGAAAAGGUGCAGUAGCUAUUCAAUCCACGAUAUUCUAAUUUUUCGAGUUUCACCUGUACAUUACAGGGUAGCAAGAGCUUCCGAGGAAGCUUUUGCUCUCUUUCUUAAAGCCAAGCAUUGUGGAAUAAACCGGGGGCUCACUUACUUCGCCCGACGAAGCAGCUGCACAGCCUCUUCAUUACGACCUUGUGCCACAUAGAGGAGACUCAACUCCAGCAGUGCAUUGGGUACCAAGUAGUGAUCAUACCGGAUCCUCUUCUCACUGCAGACAAGGAGGCAAACAUGUGCAUGAAAAGUGGCUGGGUUUAGGGCAAAGGUCUACUUGGUCUUGAUUUGUUUUAUUUAUUGAAUUUAUAUACCGCCCUAUACCCAGAUGUCUCGGGGUGGUUCACAGAAUAAAAUCAAGAUAUAAAACCACAAAAUACAUAAUAAAAAUAAAAACAAUACCCCCCCAAAAAAAGACAAUUUUAAAAGGGCAUGGGAUGUAAAUCAGUCCAACCCAAGGCCAGGUUAAAAAGGAACGUUUUUGCCUGGCGCCUAAAGGUGUAUAAUGAAGGCGCCAGGAGAACUUCCCUGGGGAAGCCACUGCAGAGAAGGCCCCGUUCUCGUGUUGCCAACCUCCCGACCUCUCAAGGAGGAGGCACCCGAAGGAAGGCCUCAUAAGAUGAUAUCAGGGUCUGGGUAGGUGGAUAUGGAAAGAGGUAUUGGAAUGGAAUGAACAUAUAUGAAUUAAUAAGAGGUGGAACACAAAUGGGAACCAGAUUGUUGUGUUUGCAGAGGAUUGUAGGUAGAAUGGGAAGCAACUUACUCCUUGAGGAGCAUCUAAUUACUUUCAGCCAUCUAAAAAGUGAGGCCUUAAGAGAGGAGGCCUGAAGCCCUUUUUCUGUGCCAGGCAGAAUGAUCCUUACUUUGGGGAAAGCCCAGCUCAUUAAAGAAAAACCCAUAUUCUCCUCCAAAUGGACUGGAAACUCUUGGGAAUCUCACCUGCCGUGGACAGCACUGAAGCAAGCCUCUGCUUCAGCCGAACUGUGCAAGUGCUUCAGGACCAGGCCUUUGAGAAGAAGCACCAGACACCGGUCGUCCACCUGGUGCUCACUGGCUGAAGGUAAUGAGGAAGAAUAGGAAGAAAAACAGCAAAAAGAGAGGUGAACCAGUCUAAGCAGUUGCUGCCCCCAACUCCACACUUGAGGAGCAGUUGGCAGUUCAUAUGCAUUCAGAUUAUUGGUCAGCAAACACUUCCUUUUUUCUCAACCCUACAACUAGGAAGGAAAACUCAGUGUUUCCCCGCUUACAUAAAUUUCCCUGCCUCGUUUACUUGUGAGCCAGAACAGACACUUUGUAAAAAAACAGGCCAAAAAAGGAAGGCUCCAAAUAUUAUUUCCCAGGAUCAAGGAAUCGUAACUUUGAAGUCCAGUACAAAAUAUUGUGACCUUGCCUUCUCAUGGUUUCAGAGAAAUUCUGCCAAGUUUCUGACAAGGAUUUGAAAACUAAAAGAGGUUAUCAAGAUUUCCCAAACUUUUAGCGUGUCAUUUCGUCCCCGCAAUCAGUUGGACUGGUGCAGUAAAGAAAAAGCAAUUUAUAUAUGUUGUAUAUAUAACAUUGUGCCACCAGGGGGCAAUGUCGAGUCCUGUUUUUCUCUGCCUGUUUUCCCUGUUUUAAAUUUAGUAAAGGUAAAAGGACUCCUGACCGUUAAGUCCGGUCGCAGACGACUGUGAAACUGAAAAGCUUCUUUGAUCCAGUCCCUGUCUACCUUGCCCCCAAAUCCUAUUACAGUGGUACCUCGGGUUAAGUACUUAAUUCGUUCCGGAGGUCCGUUCUUGACCUGAAACUGUUCUUAACCUGAAGCACUACUUUAGCUAAUGGGGCCUCAUCCUGAAGCAAAGUUCUUAACCCGAGGUAAUAUUUCUGGGUUAGCGGAGUCUGUAACCUGAAGCGUAUGUAACCCGAGGUACCACUGUACUACUUAUAUUAUUUACUUCUCUAAAUAUUGUGCCUAGCUAUUAGGAUAUGCAACUUCUAUUUUUUGCAUGUAUUCCAGAAAAUAAUUUGCUAUUCUAGCAACUCUGCAUGCCCACCUGCACAUUGCCACUUUCGUGAAACCAGUGUGUUACCUGGUGCUUUCUGUAGCAGCUUCUCAGCCUGUGUCAGAGUCUCUAGAGUCCCCUUGAGCAGUUCCUGGCGCUUGCCCAGGACAGUGAAUCCAUUCCACAUAUACAUCAUCUCCUGGGAGGGAAAAGCACAGGUAGGCCUUGGUUAUGAUAGCAGGAAUUUGGGACGGAGGUGGGGAGAGGGGAGAGACAGAGGCCGCAGCAACUCCUUCCUCAUCAAACAAUUUUUGCCAUCCGAGGGGAAGCAGACAGAAGCUUCUUGCCUCUUGAGACUCGUACAUGCAUCUCUUGUGUGCAACUAGAUGCACACAAAUGGACGGGUGUGGGAGGACACAAUGUUCCUCGGAUGUGAGAGCGUAGCAAAUAUGUUUUCCGCAUCAGGAUUUAUGAGAGGAAAAUGCACACCUCUUUCUUUUCAUUUCUACGUGCGGCCCCUGGACCAAUUUAAAACUAACAAUGAGAUGCACAGCUUGCAGAUUUAACAUAUAGAAUAAGAAGAAUGCACAUUUAAAGAAGACUGAAAAAUGUUUACUGAGUACAUGGGUGAAAAUUGUGUUCAUUUAAAAUGCUGGUAGCAUUAAGAUAAAUUCAACAGUGUAAAUAAGAUUUGAUGGAUGUAACAUUGGAUUACUGAAUGGUUUAGUUCAUGUAAAAUAUGCAGGGAUGUAUGGUAUGCAAAUUGAACAACGGAAAGAGAAGAAGGGAAGUCAUUGAUUUAAGGUUGUUUAAAUGAAUAUCUUGAAAUGUAAUUUAGAAAAUUUAAUAAUAUAUAUAU